AUGGCGGCGUGCGUGCAGAAAGUAAUAGAAAACUGUAAGUCAAAGAAGUACCGAAUCCUUAAAACAGUGAGACUGCGCGUGCAUGCUAUCGAAAAACUGCUCACCGACGACCCCAGCCUUCGGAUUAUCCAUAUGAUUCGUGAUCCCAGAGGCAUUGCCGCCUCCCGAGUGCAAUGGGACGAGUUUUACCAAGCCAAGAUGACCUUCACCUUUGGCAGGGUGUGUGCGGAUAUGCUCCGCGACAUUGAAAGUGUAGAAAAACUGCCACCGGAAGUCGCUAAGCGAGUGCUUCCGGUUUUGUACGAAGAAGUGGUGGAAAAUCCAGAAAGUAUGAUUGAAUACCUGUACAAGUUUGUACAAAUGCCAUACACCGAUUAUAUUGGCAAGCACGUGAAAAACCUCACCCAUGCCGCCAAGGAUAAUACAGAAAGAUUCUCUACACAGAGGGCAAACCCUGCUAAGACUGCCUAUUCAUGGAGAUCAAAAAUCCGAUGGAUUUUAAGUACAGAAAUAGACGCCAUUUGUGAAAGGGUUUACAAAAAAGUCGGUUAUUUACGGGCAAAGUCGUUGAAAAUUCUGAGAGACUACAACAUAUCUUUAAGAGAUCGCAACAUGAAUGGGUCGUAUCUGGAAAAAUUUAGACAACUUCCAAUUCCAGGCUGA
Messenger RNA from Liolophura sinensis, 663 nucleotides. RefSeq names its product carbohydrate sulfotransferase 1-like. The transcript has a single exon. Bases 1 to 663 code for a protein of 220 amino acids. The record is from RefSeq and is a predicted model, not a curated record. Lineage: Eukaryota; Metazoa; Mollusca; Polyplacophora; Chitonida; Chitonidae. Gene Ontology annotation, biological process: sulfur compound metabolic process; N-acetylglucosamine metabolic process. Gene Ontology annotation, molecular function: N-acetylglucosamine 6-O-sulfotransferase activity.